This is a messenger RNA of Gekko japonicus, 3374 nucleotides long. RefSeq names its product A-kinase anchoring protein 1 (gene AKAP1). The transcript is spliced from 10 exons. Lineage: Eukaryota; Metazoa; Chordata; Lepidosauria; Squamata; Gekkonidae. The record is from RefSeq and is a predicted model, not a curated record. The coding region runs from base 19 to 2250 and encodes 743 amino acids. Gene Ontology annotation, molecular function: RNA binding.
UUGCUGAGGAUACUCAAGAUGGCUCUGCGCUUCCGCACCUUACUCCCUUUUGCCAUACCUGGAGUGCUGGCACUCAUUGGGUGGUGGUGGUUUUCAUCGCGUAAAAAGGAGCGUACCAGCAAUCACGGCAGACAAGACUUCGCCAGCUUGGAGGGAUGCCGGAUAGGCUCUAGGGAAGACCCAGCUCCUUGCUCUGGAGAAGACGCUCAGUCUGUACAAGCAGAGUGUUCUGCUGAAGCAGGAUUGACUCCCAGCCGUUCACCACCCGUAAGGACAGCCUCUUCAGAGCAGGGAGCCCAGAGUUUUGGUCCCUCGGGAGACCUCCCAGUCCCAGCAGGAACAGCAUCUGAAUCCGACACAGUUAAGGACGACAGUAAGAAACUGGAUAUCGUGGUGGUGUCCCAAGGUGAGCACGGGUCUCCUGCAGAAGGGCCUUCCCUUCUUCUCCCAACGACCAACGACGCUACUGCUGGGGGCAAGCUGGAUUCCAGUCAGGUCGGAAACCGGCUGCCAUUGGCGGAAGUGCCUCGUUUGGAAGAGUCAUUGGGGAACAGCUUGGAGAAGAAGAGGACUGCUGGAGACUUAAGCCUGGACGAAGAGGAAGUAGAGAAGAUUGAGCAGGUGGCCAUCCAUAUAAUUUCUCAAGUCAUCUUGGCGGCUACCGAGGAAGUGCUCUCCAGUUCAGUCAGUGACAUGACUGACAGGCUUUGUCAAAUGGCAGCCGGCCAUAUUGACAAACCGCUGGAAAAGGUGUCCUCAGGAGCUCUCAGCCAAGCGGAGUCCAGCAAGAAUCACGACUGUGCCUCUGAGAAGAAGUUGACAGGGUCUGCUCCCCUGCUGGAAGAGAGAGCCCGCCAUCCCACAACGUUCUCCAGCCAUUUGACACACGGCCUCUUGGCCAACCCAGGUUGCAGCUGGCCCAGGGACUCCAUGCGUGCCGAGCAGCCUGCCAGUGAGGCUGCCGUGGCCACAAACCAUACGGAGGAGCUUAAAGACGUUCCUGUUGUGGCAGAAGUUUCUGGCUGCAGCACAUGCCCUUCAGAAGAUGCGGUCAGCAGAGAGGACCUUUUGAAAAAUGGCUCUUCUUCCGUUUCGUGGCAACGGCUGGAUUUGUCGAAUGUGUCCACAGUCAAAGCCUCGGAGCACAGUUCUGUACCGAGCAAGAAACCGCCGUCCCCUGUGCUUCCUGAAAAUAAGGUGCCCUACAGCAAUGGAGUGCUGAGAGAGGACUGUUUGGACCUGCGGCACGAACAGCUGUGGCCAGCAGAAGUGGAUGCUGACCACUCUGGAGGUUCAGAUGUAAAUAGCAUGGAUUCUGUGGACAGUGGCUGCCAGAACUUGGGAGCUGAAUCCAAUAAGACAGAGCUUGUUAUCUGGGAGAUCGAGGUACCAAAGCAUCUAGUGGGCCGGCUGAUUGGUAAGCAGGGGAGGUACGUGAGCUUCCUGAAACAAUCGUCAGGCGCCAAGAUCUACAUUUCAACGGUUUCUUAUGCCCAGGACUUCCAGAUCUGCCAUAUAGAAGGCUCCCAGCAAAACGUCGACAAAGCCUUGAGUCUGAUUGGCAAGAAGUUCAAAGAUUUAAGCCUCACCAAUGUCUAUGCUCUUCCCCCUCCUACGCUGCCCCUGCAUUCCCUUCCGAUGACUUCCUGGCUCAUGCUUCCGGAUGGAGUGACAGUGGAAGUCAUUGUGGUCAACCAGGUCAACGCUGGGCAUCUCUUUGUACAGCAGCACACGCACCCCACGUUUCAUGUCCUGCGUAGCUUAGACGAGCAGAUGUACCUCUGCUAUUCCCAGCCUGGAAUCCCGACUAUGCCAACGCCGGUGGAAGUUGGCGUGGUCUGCGCUGCGCCUGGCGUGGACGGGGCCUGGUGGCGAGCGCAAGUUGUUGGCUACUUCAAAGACUCCGGCGAAGUGGAGAUCAGAUACGUGGACUACGGUGGAUACGAGAGAGUCAAAAUCGACACGCUCAGGCAGAUCAGGUCAGACUUUGUCACACUCCCUUUCCAAGGAGCUGAAGUCCUGUUGGACAACAUCGUGCCUCUUCCAGACGAAGAUCACUUCUCCUCCGAAGCAGACACUGCAGUCAGUGAAAUGACCAGGGGCACACCCUUGCUUGCACAGGUUACAAAUUAUGACACCGUGACGGGGUUGCCUCUAAUACAGCUGUGGAGCAUGAUAGGAGAUGAGUUGGUGUCUAUAAACCGGACCAUGGUGGAAAGAGGGUUUGCAAAAUGGAUCGAAAGCUACUAGGGAAGACUGUGCUGUUCCCCAGGCUGGCUGCUUCCCUUGCCCACUCCCCCGUAGUCUUUUUUUAUCGCCUUUACGUGUGUUGGCACUCUUUUGGAAUCAGGUUUGGCAGUCCCUCCCGACACACGGGGAGCGUACACACCGCUGGUGCGUCUGGUCUAUUCCAAUGUGUUCAUCUGACAAGUUAUGCGUUUCUCUAUCUGUAUACUUCGUUUUGUCGCAAGGCAGGGAGUGAAACCAUAAGCCAUAAAGAGACUGUAUCUCUGAAGCCUCCGUUUAUUCCCCCCCCUCCCUGACCUGGGUCCAAAAGGUAAAAAAGAGAAAAGGAAAAAAAAGAAAAAAAGUAUGUAUGAAUGAAAAGUCCUGUCAGGGUACGGAAGGAAAUCACUACGGAUUUAAACUGUGUGUGGAACACGUCCCCAGUCGCCGCACUGGCUGCUGCACUAGCACUUCCUUCAGCAGCUCCUGCUUGGAAGCAGAGGUGGCUUCUGGCCAGGGAAAGGGCCAGAGAUUCGGGAGGCAUGUUUUCCCGGUGUUUUCCAGACAUGCUCUGGCUCUUCUCAGCUUGGUGGUGGUAGCCGGGAAACGGAACGGAGAACCAUUGGUUGUGUGGUCCUGUUUUUGUUGUUGGCUUGGUUUUUUAAUUAAGGCUCGGUUUGCUCAAGAAAAAGAAGCUGCAGACCCCUUAAACUGAUCAAAUAAACCCCGAUAGCAGCAACCUUUUAAAAUCCCCAGAAUCAUGUUCAGACAAAAAGAAGAAUCUGAUUGCCAACCCUGAUAGAUACGAUUACAGUUUUCUAGCUGUGCAACAACUUAUGUAAAUAUAUAUAAAAAAUAUUGUAAUAUUUUGUACAAGGGGGGGAACACUGGAGAAAAACUAAAAGGGAACGUAAAAUCUAUCGACUUUUUUACACCAAAAUGUCGUCCUCUGUUGUUAAGACUGAUUUGUCGUCAUGUUGGUACAGCCGUGUGAGGGCUCGCUGUGCGCUCGUGUACAGGACGACAGUUUCGGCUAGCUUUUGCUGAAUGGGAUGGACAGUAAUCUACAGACUCUUUGCUACUACUUUGCUGUACAUAUCUGACUUUAAAAAAAGAGGGGGGGGAUAACAUUCGGAAUUAAUGUUGCA